Molecule: messenger RNA, 3458 nt
Organism: Linum trigynum
Lineage: Eukaryota; Viridiplantae; Streptophyta; Magnoliopsida; Malpighiales; Linaceae
Source: the annotation of a GenBank genome assembly
UUUCAUUUUCGACCCGGCCCGACCCAAUAAUAUUCAGUAAUCUAAGUCUUCCCUUCACCCAACAUGUUGAUCCAGUCUAUUUGGUUUUGGUCUUUUUCUUUCCAUUUUUUCCUACUUAACUAAUGACAGUACUCACUCCUCCAUUCCCUUCAGACGCUCUCUCCUUCCGUCGUAUAUAACCUCUCCCAAAAUCCCUCUUUCCACCGAAACAAAAAACAAUUCCCCAAUUAAUUCAUCAAUUUCCGCCUCCUCCGGAAUCAGCGGAGAAAAAUCCAAUCCCCCAUUCCCAACACCAACCAAUGUCCCAAUCCUCCCCUUUCCCCUCCUGCUUCCGCCCCUCCGCCGCCUCCGACUCCCACCACCGCCCGCCAUCCCCUCCGCCCCCGCCGCCUCCUCUCUCCGGCAAGCCCAACCUCACCACCUGCUUCUACCAGACCGAGCUCGGCGUCUUCUCCCUCACCUGGUCCCGCACUUUCCUCGGCCACUCCCUCCACCUCGACCUCCUCCCCAUCGACCACCACAACGGCGGCGCGUGCUCCCCACUCUCCCUCACCCACUCCAUCCCCCACCGAUCCGCCAUCUCCUUCCACCUCCAGAUCAAGCCCUUCGUCUUCUGGAAGAAGCACGGCUCCAAGGCGCUCCACACCCCCGAUGGAGCCGCCGCCGCGAGGUUCCAGAUCUUCUGGGAUCUCUCCCGGGCCAAGUUCGGAUCCGGGCCGGAGCCCCAGUCCGGGUUCUACAUCGCCGUCGUGGCCGACCGGGAAAUCGUCCUCCUCGUCGGGGACUUGGCCCGAGAGGCCUGCGGGAAGACGAAAGCGCGGCGGCGGCGGCGGCCGGAGAGGGCGAGCCAGUCGCUGGUUUUGAGGAGGGAGCACGUGUUUGGGAACCGGAUUUACACGACGAAGGCCCGAUUCGGCGGACGGAGCCGCCAGAUUUCGAUCGAUUGCAACGUGGGGAGCGACGCCAGGCUGAGCUUCGCCGUCGAGGGGAAGCGGGUGCUCCAGAUUAAGCGGCUGAAGUGGAAGUUCAGGGGGAACGAGCGGAUCGAGGUGGACGGGGUUCCGAUUCAGAUCUCGUGGGAUGUCUACAAUUGGCUGUUCGAGGACGGCGGGAGCAGCGGGCACGCCGUGUUCAUGUUCAGGUUCGAGAGCGAGGAAGAGGAGUACGAUCGCGAGGACGAAGGGAGUGGAGCAGCGACGCCGACGGAGAAGGGCGGCGGCGGCGCCGUCGUGCCGUGGCAGCCGCAGGGGAGUAGUAGCAAUUCGUCGUCGUCGUGGGGCGGGUUCGGGGUGAUGAACGGGAUAGAGUGGAGGAAGAUGAAGAAGAGCUUGAUGAUGAGGACGACGGCUGCGAGGAGCUCGUCGUGGUCGUCGAUUUCAAUGUCGUCGGCGUCGUCGAUAGGGACGAACUCGUCGGUGAUGGAGUGGGCCAGCGUGGAAGAGAGCGAGUUGGGCUGUGGGCCUCACGGCUUCUCUUUGCUGGUUUACGCCUGGAAAAAGUGACGAAACAGCCCAGAUUUUUUUCUUUUUACUUUUUAAUUAGCGUUCACAUUGAUUAAAAAAAAAUCGUUAAUUGUGGGGCUAUUUUUUUCCUACUUUUCCCCCUGUCUCUUUUUACCUUUGUUAGUUGGGUGAGAAUUUUCUGACUAACCACAUUUGUUUGAUGAACAUAGCAACGGAUUGAUUAUAGAUUGUUAUUAUAGUUUGGAAAUCAAUCAUUUCCACACAUCUAUAUUUUUUUAUUUGCUUUUAGGGUUUCUCCAUGGCCUUACAUCAUUUUGAGCAAUUGAAAUGACCAACUUUAAAGCCUGAUUAUAGCACACUUACCAUUGGAUCAAACCCUUUGCACUUUGGUUAGAUCAUCCGAACAAUUAUAGUUCGGUUGUUGUACAUGUAUCUUCACAAGUUCAUCAAAGAUUUUACAAACAUCUCAACUUCUUGAAUCGUCACUAAUAAUGAAAUCUGAUUAACAAUUGUUUUCGACAUUGAUGUCGUCAUAUCGUCACGACAUUGUAGAAUUACCCUUUUGUCGGUGUGGCAGAGCAGAAAUGGGAGGUUAGGCAGGCGACAAGGGGGCACCAAAGUAGGUAGAUUGAUUCCAUUUGGGGUUUCAUUUAGGUAUUUGCUAUAAUAUUUACUUGUCACGGAGUUAGUUUAACAAACCUGAAUUAAUCGCAGAAGGGCCACAUGGAGCCACGGUAAGCUAUCGGGCAGAGGAUUCCUCCUCCAUGGAUGAAUUUAUUUAUUUAUUUUAUUAAUAAAAGAGUUGGGUUAUCGAUUUCAAAGGGUGGAUGAGUUGUACGUACAGCAAAGAUUGUUGGCGACGAAAUUUCCACCCUGAAACAGGACAACAUCCAUGUGAAUUGUGGGUCCUUCUCUUCUCCUCUAUUAUUAUUUUCAAUGGGAAUUAGGAAAAAUAAAUAAAUAGUUUGUUUAGGAGAAGGGGACAUAAUUAACAUAAUAGAGCUAAAAGAUAAUCCAAAGGGGUCAAUCUACUAUUCGGGUUGACCGGUUUGGGUUCGGUUUUGGAUCGGUCGAAAAAUGGCAAAAAAGAUAAAGCAAUCACUAAUGUAUAAAUGGGGGAACAAAGGUUUGAAGUUUGGGGGGACAAAGGCACCAACUUUAGGACGACAUUAUUGUAUUGGUACCCCAAAGGAAACGGCAACUGAACCCACUAAUUGAAUUUUUAAGAGAAAGGGUAGGAGUCCCUAGGCAGGACUUUUGUUACUGUAUUUAUACGGCUUACUCAAGCUUUGAGUAUUGGGUUUGUGAUACAAAUGGUGACAAAGUUUUUGGGUAUCUGAUAAAAUGAUAAACGUUGUUUAGACUGUAAUUAAAGAAUCAUAUAUAUACGUAUUUUGCUAUCCGAAAUAUCAAGUCGGCUAGCUGACUCACUACAAAAUAUAAACAUACUUCUUUGCACGGAGCAAGGUGAUUGUAAAAUUUAGAUGGAAAUAUGGAUGAAAAAAGAAGGAAAAACCAUCUUGUUGUUCGUAGUGAUACAAGUGUGAUUUUUUGCUAGGUUGUAACGUUUGUGACCAUUUUGUUGAAUGACCAACGCUACGUGACCAUUUUGAUCAAUUACCCCUUUAAGUAUUAUUUGUUUUAAGUACAAUUGUAUAGAAUUUAUUUUUGUACAUUUUUAUACAUUUUUUAUAACUUAAGUUCUUGAGAUUUAUCAUUUUUAUUUAUUUUUCCAUGGUAUUCAAGCCUUUAAUCAAGAUGGUUCAUUAACUUGAUAUAAACUCGUACUUAGCCGCAUGGUAAGCAUGUGCAAAAUUCUAACACAUGGAAUGAGUUUCAUUUUAGUGGUGGUACAAGGAUAUUAUAUUGUAGAUUCAUUAUUGGACCUUUUUUUCAACUCCAAUAACUCGUACUAAUUAGUUUUUAUACUCAACAUAUUAUCUACAUUGUUCGAAAAUUGUUGAAUGCAUGCAGUAAUAACUGUCAUGGUUACGU